AAACACGUAACAAAAAGCAACUCUAACUGUGAAAUUAGAAAUGUGCUUCAAUAAGAACCUCAUUAAGCUGGCGGACUACUUCCGAUUACAGUCAGUUAUAUCUCGUUAGUGACGUACGUGAAAAAAAUCGAAAUGAUCUGCAACAGAAAAAUUGUGUUCACAAAACUUUUGCUGUGCUUCUUUGUGUCUGGUGCCUGCGGCCGCUCGUGGGCCAACCACCAUGACACCACGACGUCCACGACGCAAACCACGCCCACCACGAGCCCUGUCCCCAAGAACAUUCACAGCGACCCCCUUAUCGUUGAAACAAAGAGCGGCCUCGUCAAGGGUUACCCCAAAACAGUAAUGGGACGUGAGGUUCACAUAUUCACAGGAAUACCAUUCGCCAAACCUCCACUAGGUCCCCUCAGAUUCCGUAAGCCCGUACCAAUAGAUCCGUGGCAUGGCGUCCUUGAAGCCACCAGUAUGCCUAACAGCUGUUAUCAGGAAAGGUAUGAGUACUUCCCUGGCUUUGAGGGUGAAGAAAUGUGGAAUCCUAACACAAACAUAUCAGAAGAUUGCCUUUAUCUAAAUAUAUGGGUACCGCAACAUUUGCGAGUCCGUCACCACCAGGACAAACCAUUGACUGAGAAGCCUAAAGUGCCAAUACUUGUGUGGAUAUACGGCGGAGGUUAUAUGAGCGGCACAGCGACACUUGACCUAUAUAAAGCGGACAUUAUGGCUUCUUCCAGUGAUGUAAUAGUUGCUUCCAUGCAGUAUAGGGUUGGUGCAUUCGGGUUUUUGUAUCUAAAUAAGUUUUUCUCAUCGGGAAGCGAAGAAGCUCCUGGGAACAUGGGUCUGUGGGAUCAACAGUUGGCCAUUCGUUGGAUUAAGGAUAAUGCUCGCGCUUUUGGCGGUGAUCCAGAAUUGAUAACGUUGUUUGGGGAGUCAGCCGGUGGGGGCAGCGUAAGUUUACACAUGCUUUCACCAGAAAUGAAAGGUCUGUUCAAGAGAGGAAUAUUACAGUCCGGAACUUUGAAUGCUCCUUGGAGUUGGAUGACAGGAGAGAGAGCUCAAGAUAUCGGCAAGGUUUUAGUGGACGAUUGUAACUGUAACAGUUCUCUGUUAGCCGUUGACCCUAGCCUGGUUAUGGACUGUAUGCGCGGCGUGGACGCUAAGACCAUUUCUGUACAACAAUGGAACUCGUACACCGGUAUAUUAGGAUUCCCGUCAGCGCCUACUGUCGACGGCGUGUUUUUGCCGAAGGACCCCGAUACGAUGAUGAAGGAAGGCAAUUUCCAUAAUACCGAAGUGCUUCUUGGAAGUAAUCAAGACGAAGGAACCUACUUUCUGCUGUACGAUUUCCUAGAUUACUUUGAGAAGGAUGGACCUAGUUUUCUUCAACGAGAAAAGUUUUUAGAGAUCGUCGAUACUAUCUUCAAAGAUUUUUCCAAGAUUAAGAGGGAAGCUAUUGUUUUUCAAUACACAGACUGGGAGGAGAUUACUGAUGGAUAUCUGAACCAGAAGAUGAUAGCGGACGUAGUGGGCGAUUACUUCUUCGUGUGUCCGACUAACUACUUCGCCGAGAUACUAUCCGACGCAGGGGUCGACGUUUACUACUACUAUUUCACCCAUCGUACCAGCACGAGUCUCUGGGGCGAAUGGAUGGGGGUCAUGCACGGCGACGAGAUGGAGUAUGUGUUCGGGCACCCGUUGAACAUGUCUCUGCAAUACCACACCAGGGAGCGUGACUUGGCAGCUCACAUCAUGCAGUCUUUCACUAGAUUUGCUUUAACUGGAAAACCUCACAAACCUGACGAGAAGUGGCCGCUGUACUCGAGAGCUUCGCCACACUACUACACGUACACUGCUGAUGGCACGAGUGGACCUGCCGGCCCUCGCGGACCCAGGGCUUCGGCGUGCGCCUUCUGGAACGACUUCUUGAACAAGCUGAAUGAAUUAGAGCAUGUGCCGUGUGACCGAGCCGUCACAGGGCCAUACAGCAGCGUCGCUGGCACCACCCUGCCAAUCCUGAUGCUGACUGCUCUCGCCACCACAGUCGCAGUGUAAACUUGAUCACAGUUUAUUCUUGUGAGCAAGCAUAUGCUUGAAAAACAUUCAGUGAAAUAUUUAGACCUAAGUAGAAAAAUGUGUGUUAUGUGAUGAUAUUUUGUAUGAGGCUUUUAAUUUUAAAGUUGAAUAAUUAGUAACAAUGUGAAAAUAUUUUAACUGAUUUCUUGAAUCGGAUAAAUUAAAUACAUCCAAAAAGACAUUUGGAAUUUAAAAAUUAUUGACUGUGCAUUGGUGAAAUUUGAGGAUUCGGAUAUCUGAUUUCAAUUAAAAUAUUUACAUUAAUUUGUUGUUUAAUAAGAUAAUUUAUUAGACCAUCAAAAAGUAAAACAAUAUUCCUUGGAAUAUCAUAAUUUUGUAGUUUUGAAUGUACAAGGUACCCCUUCAUUUAUUUUCUACAUAAAAUGCUUGAUAAAACGUUAUUGGUAUAAAUUAAGUAAAACUUUGUACUAGAAAGAUGCGAAAUUUAAAAUGACCUGUGAAAAGCUUGUCGUAAAUAGGGAUGGAUGAAAUGUAUUAAAAUAAGAAAAAGUUUUUAUUGAUUGUUUGUCGUGGUAGAGUUUUAUUUGUGAUUUUUAAUAGGAGCCCUCGGGUAAUUGUUAAAGUAUAAUAAUGAUAAUUUUAACGCUGAAUAUAUGUAUAAUUAUACAUUGUAAGAUUUUAUUCUAAAUGUUCACGUUGAAUGUAUUGAGUUGAUUAGUUUAAAAUGUUCCUGUACCUAGUUGAUUCAUAUGUUUGGUGUUUUAUGAUAAGUUAGAAUUAAAUCGUUGCUAAAUUUGAUACUGUAAUCCAACAUGCAAUGAUUAGAUUUGUGUGUAAUGUAAUGUGUAAUGGUUAGGGAACUAAAUGUCAGCUUUGAUUGUUAAAGCGAUGCUUUCACACAACAUGGGUUUAUCACCAUACAUAUCAAAGUGUGCCUCUGCUUAAAUAGCAAAGUAAAUGAAUCAUAUCUUUAUCCUAGCGAGAAUUUAGAGAUUUAUAAUAUAAUAAAUAAUAUAUUAUUAUAAUGAAAGUCGAGCGUAUACUGUUAGACAAAUUUUUAUCAAUAUACCUAUUUAUGUAUAUAUACUACUAUUUAGGAUGCUAUAAAAUUCGUACCACUUGAGAAUCUUAUGAACUCAAAAUUCUUAUGACUUCGAACAGAUAAAUAGUAUAUUUUGUAAAUAUCCCUUCUUAUGAAUAGGACGCAAUAUUCUGAACAAAAAUAGACUUUCCUACGUACGUACGUUUAUAUUCUUAUUCAAGUAAAUUGUUAUGACAAAACACUUUAGAAUUAAACACCACUUAUUGUUAUUGAAUGUGUUGGCUCAAAACUAUUUCCGGAGAGAAUCGCUGAACAUUCCACUGCCAUGAACAUUAUAAUUAUUUGUGCGAAUUUCAACAUUGUGUUUUAGUGAUAAUCUCUUGUUCACUUCGAAAAAUUCACAGUAAAUUACAAUGUUCAUUUAUAAAUGAUGGUUUAUAUUACAUACUAUUAUUUUUACGUUUGUUAUUUCUAAAUAUUAAUUCUGAUUUAUAAAAUCUGUUAAAAUUAGUCCUAUUCAAAUUGAAAAGAUUUGACUCUCAUUUUGUUAAACUAAAUACAAAACCACAAAAAGUACGGUUAUUGCUUACAUCUGUGGGCUAUAAACCAGUAUCUUAAGAAUUAUUACGGUCCUCAUUUGACGCCCCAAGAGGUGUUAUAAAGUUGUUCUAUGCUCUACAUAUAAAACUUUCUUUUUGAAUGGGACUUAAUUAUUUCGUAGCAGAAUUUCAUCAUCUUCAUAAUACUUCGAUCAAAAAUGUGUCUUUCUUUCUCUAUUGUCGACAAUAGCAUAAUAGUUUCUUCAACAACACUUAAUCUGUAGCUUAAUAAUGCUUUAAGUGAAAAGUAUCUUAUGAAUUUAAUAACAAUUUUAUACUUACAUAAUUUGUACUAAGACAUAUAGUAUUAAAUAUAUAUGCGAUUGUCAAUUACUAUCCAUGAAAGAGUUUUGAAAGAAUUGGGAACAUAUCGGAAGAAUGUUAAGGGUAGGUAUAAUAAAAUGUAAUUGCUUAAAAUGUGAAUAAAAUAUGUAAGAAUCAUAGUACAAGUUAGUUUUUGUUUUGCGAUUUCAUGACGUUGUUACGUCUACUUUAUUGUCACCUUUAUUCGUAUGUGUUUAAUGUUGCCUUUUGAAGGUAUAAUGCAAGAUUAGCACAAGUAGUUUGUGGGUCACAUCAUUUGCUUGUCCUACAAUGGAAGUGUGGCUCUGGUCUGAACUCGUUAAUGUUGCACCAUUGCGCUUUUAUGUCGAUCAAGCACAAUUUUGAGAAGUUGAUGGGAUAGCUUUAAUUAGCAAAAAUAAGAUGUAAAGUGAUCUAAAUAAGAUUUAAAAUAUUUUAAGUAGUGAAAAUAACGCGUCAUUAUUGUUCCGUUACUCACAAAAAGUUAUGGUUUUCUAAAAGUUAGUAAGCACAAACUAAUUAGUUCAACAUCAUAAAAUACAAGAAAAUAAGGUAAUAAUAAUAAACCAAUUUGCUUCAAAUUGUUGUAUAAAUUGUAGGUUCAUAUUAAUUUUAUGGCGUAAAUGAAGUAAUUAAUAAUUUUGUUCUUUUAGGUAAGGUUAACAGCAGUGUAUUCCAUUUUCUGAAAAAAUACAUAAGUGAAAUCCAAAUAUUAGCAUGGUAAUAUUGGUAAACAUCAAUUUACAUCUUUAAUUUUACGGGCCUAAAUUUAAUUACUUUUAUUACAAAAACUUUUCUUCAUGACAAAUCAUCAUCGAUAAAUUUCGUUAACAUGUUGUCAAUAAGGUAAUCAUUAGGUGUAGUGUUUAGAAUGAUAUAUUAAGGCAAAGAUUGAAUGUGAUUGCCAUUAGUAUUUUAUGUACGUAUCUGUAAGUAUUUAAUUCUCCUAAUAGUUUUCUGCUGAUCAAACAAUAUCUACUGUAAUUAGAAUGUAGAAGCAUCGUUAUAUGGUCGCACGCAAGAUCUAUGUCCAUACUUGUAAUUCAUGAAAGGUGGUUAAAUGAGUCGUUAGUUUUGAGGACAUGUUUGAAGAGCGAAUCUUUGAUAGAGAAUGCAUUUGUCAGUUCAAUGUGUAGUUGAAUAAAUGGUUUGUUAUAUAAAAAUAAAUGUUCAAUGUUUUGUGUAAAACGAAAAUAUCUGAUACGCAAAUCUUAGUAGGUACUGCUUUACAAAUUAGGUGCUAAUUUAACUGUGUGUAUACAUAAUUAAUGUGCACUUAUUCAUUUUAUACUACUGUAAACAACAAAUGCGAAUGACGUCGACAAUAUCUAUUUUAUAUUUUGGACUUGAACGAAGCGAUGUCUUCGGCUUCGUGGUUGCUUUUUAUUUCAAACGUAUUUCUGUAUUUCUCACAUGUUAUACCUUCACUAUUAAUACACGGUGUCGAUUGUUUCCUCGCAAAAAAAAAUCUAAA
Molecule: messenger RNA, 5449 nt
Organism: Ostrinia furnacalis (Asian corn borer)
Lineage: Eukaryota; Metazoa; Arthropoda; Insecta; Lepidoptera; Crambidae
Gene: ace2
Product: acetylcholinesterase type 2
Exons: 6
Coding region: 133-2049 (638 amino acids)
Biological process (GO): choline metabolic process; acetylcholine catabolic process in synaptic cleft
Cellular component (GO): plasma membrane
Molecular function (GO): acetylcholinesterase activity
Source: RefSeq, a predicted model, not a curated record